AUAUAGUCUGAAACAUGUGGCACUGUAAUGCCACUGCCGGAGAGAGAAAGAUGGAAUGUUUUCGUCUAUGCAGUUCAACUUCAACCCCUCCAACUCUCCUAUUUCAUAAAGCCGUUAUAAAUCUUAACGGUCACAAUUUUCCCUCGAAUUUAAAAAACCCAAAAUUAUUUUGUCCUUCUCUUUCAACUCCUAAAUACACAGUGAAUUGCAAUUGCAGAGAAAGAACCAAAGGGGAGGCUCCUCUGUCCAGUACUUCCGCUUACGCCGUGCUCGGCGUCGAACCCGACUGCUCAGCUGCCGAGCUCAAAGCCGCUUUCCGAGCUAAAGUGAAGCAAUUCCAUCCUGAUGUGAAUAGAGAUUUGGCAGAUUCUGAUUCAAUGAUUCGCCGUGUAAUUGAGGCAUAUGAGUAUGUGCAGAUAUUAUCAAACUACAGCCGAUCAGAGAUUAUUGAGAGGGAAUGUAUAGAUCCAUUCGAAAAACCAGAAUGUGAAGCUUUUGAUAUCUUUGUUAAUGAGGUUCUCUGUGUUGGCAAAGGGUGUCCAUAUUCAUGUGUAAAAAGGGCACCUCAUGCCUUCUCAUUUGCAUCUACUGGGAGUGCUAGAGUGUCUUCACAAGGUCAUGGGGAAGACUACCAAGUUCAGCUCGCAGUAGGUCAAUGCCCAAGAAGUUGUAUCCAUUACGUUACGCCUUCACAGAGGAUUAUCUUAGAGGAGCUGCUAGACAGUAUCUUGAGCAUGCCUUAUAAUUCAUCAGCCGAGGCAGAAUUGCUUUAUUCUCUUCUAGUUAAAGCCAAGUUUGAGAACAAUCGGUACCAAAAGCCGAAGAAACAACCCAAAACUUCAACCCAACAUGUUGAUUGGUUUUAACAUUUGGAUGCUGAUGUUUGUAUCCUGCUUCAAAUUCAUGGCCAAUCACACCCAGAUUACUGGAGAAAAUGGAAGCUGAUACUGCUUAUAGAUGCCUCCAAUCAUCUGUGUGAAUACUGAAUGUUGGUGAUGUCAAUUUAACUCAUCAUUGAUCUGACUCGCUGCUUGGGGGUGCCUUCUUGUAAAGUGCAUCUACAUUGAAAAACAUUGUAAAAUCCUUUUUCUGCCACCACUUCCCCCACCCCCCGCCCCCGUGCAUGUGGGGAGGGGGGAGGUGGGUUUGAUUGGAUUUAUGUCAACGGCAUAUGUAUGAAGUUAGAAGUUUACAUUUCAUUUUUGUUAUUGUUACAGAAUCUACCAUAUUUUUCUAAAGGAAAUUCAGUAAGUACUAAAAAUUGCUGUGAUAUCAA
Quercus lobata is the source of this 1276-nucleotide messenger RNA. Its product is annotated as Chaperone DnaJ-domain superfamily protein. NCBI's taxonomy places the organism in Eukaryota, Viridiplantae, Streptophyta, Magnoliopsida, Fagales, Fagaceae. The transcript has 7 exons. The coding region runs from base 15 to 866 and encodes 283 amino acids. The record is from RefSeq and is a predicted model, not a curated record.